AUGGGCUGUGCCCCGAUGGGGCAGAUUCUCUACGACGAGGUGAUGCGGUACAAUCCGAAGAACCCCUACUGGUUCAACCGAGAUAGGUUUGUACUCUCAACCGGGCAUGGUUGCAUGCUCCAGUACGCUCUGCUUCACCUUGCCGGCUAUGACAGCGUCAAGGUGAGAAGAGAUCUAGCCGUCGUUUUGCAUGUGCUUCCGAAAACCACGGAUCUGACUUUUAUCAUUCCUUCAAAUCGAUUCGUCCGAACUUCUUUGUCCUGUGAGCUCCGGUUGCAAGUGAACAGAACAUAUCUCUAGUUUUAUAAUAAAGAGGGUGCUAGGUGCCCUUUCAUCGGAAAUCGAUAAGAACAGAGUCACCUGGAUUUUUUAUGGCUGGGAGUUCGACCUUUCUCCAAGAGCUAACUGCAAGAUGAGAUUAGAUCGGUAAACUUCUGGUCGGACUUGUUUCUCUAGAAACUACUGGUCUUAGAUUUAUAGAUAUCAGCUCUCGCGCCGAGAGAGAAGAUGUAGAAUAUAAGAUUAUUGUAUCAUAAAUCUUUUGAUGAGCGAUUACACUUCAGGUAUGUUUCCCAACAAAGAUAGCCAUCCCCUUCAUUUUUGAAGCCUUCAGAUAGUGAAUUCGAUCGAUCUCUCUGACAUUUUUAUCGCUGAUAAUCAUCAUUCCUCUGAAAUCCAUCUUUCAGGAAGAACACCUGAAAUCUUUCCGGCAGUGGGGAAGCAGAACCCCGGACACCCAGAGAAUUUUGAAACUCCUGGCGUUGAAGUAACGACAGGUUCGUUUCGUCAACUGAUCCCCGCAAACCUCUUGCCUUCUGACGCCAAAAUAGGCGCCGCGCCGCUGAUCGAAGAUUUCUGUUCAUCUAUUCUUCCGCAAUUUCCUUGUCCCCAUGGUCAUUCUCUCUCUCUCUCUCUCUCUCUCUCAGGUCCUCUGGGCCAGGGCAUUGCCAACGCCGUCGGAUUAGCCCUUGCCGAGAAGCACCUCGCAGCCCGUUUCAACAAGCCCGACGAUGAAAUCGUAAACCAUUACACGUACUCUCUCUCUCUCUCUCUCUCUCUCUCCUCCUUCCCUCCCUCCCUCCCUCUCUCGCUUUCUCUCUCUCUCUAUCCCUCGCUAGCCCCUGUCAUUGACCUCGACGUAGAUGUGUGCUUAUGAUAGGUAUGUGAUCCUUGGGGACGGUUGCCAGAUUGAGGGAAUAUCAAAUGAAGCCUGCUCUCUGGCGGGGCACUGGGGCCUCGGAAAGCUGAUUGCUUUCUACGAUGACAGCCACAUCUCGAUUGACGGCGACACGGAGAUUGCCUUCACCGAGGACGUCAGCGCCCGCUUCAAGGCCCUCGGCUGGCACACCAUCUGGAUCAAGAACGGCAACACUGGCUACGACGAGAUCCGCGCUGCCAUUGCGGAAGCGAAGGCCGUCACGGACAAGCCCACCCUGAUAAAGGCAUGUCCCUACCUCCUAGCCGGCGCCUCUUGUCGCCGGUUAAUUACAUUUGUGGUUAUGAAGUGAUGUUGCUGUUUCUGUGGCGACCCUGUAGUUGACUACCACCAUUGGCUUCGGGUCGCCGAACAAGGCCAACUCCUACGCCGUCCAUGGAAGCGCUCUCGGAGCGAAGGAAGUUGACGCGACCAGGCAGAAUCUUGGGUGGCCCUACGAGCCCUUCCACGUGCCCGAGGACGUCCAGAGGUACCUGCCCGUCGUGGAGAUGGAUCUCCUGUUUCUUCACCCCUCAUUAAUGGAGCCAGCCCGGGCGUUGUUUCCUGGCGACUGGAGUUUCUGGGCGGCGCUAUGACAGCCACUGGAGCCGUCAUGUCCCCGAAGGCGCCGCCCUGGAGGCCGAGUGGAACGCCAAGUUCGCGGAGUACGAGAACAAGUACGAGGAGGAGACGGAGACCCUGAAGGGGAUAAUCAGCGGGAGUUGCCCCGUGGAUGGGAGAAGGUCCUCCCGGUGAGCUUGAAUAAUCUUUCGGCACUGGGAUUUCCUCCGUUUCUUUCUGUGGCUAUAUAUGUAUAUAUGGUAGGGGCUCUUUCUGAAGUCGCCUGGCGUCCUCCGAUUGUUGUGCAGACUUACAACCCCGAGAGCAUUUGCGAUGCGACGAGGAACCUGUCGCAGCAGUGUCUCAUCGCCUUGGCGAAGGUGCUGCCAGGGCUCCUCGGCGGCAGCGCCGACCUCGCGUCCUCCAACAUGACACUGCUGAAGAUGUUCGGUGACUUCCAGAAGGACACGCCGGAGGAGAGGAACGUCCGGUUCGGGGUGAGGGAGCACGGGAUGGGCGCCAUUUGCAAUGGUAUCGGCCUCCACAGCCCUGGGCUCAUCCCCUACUGCGCCACGUUCUUUGUCUUCACCGACUACAUGCGCGCGGCCAUGAGGAUCUCCGCCCUGUGCGAGGCGGGGUUAUCUACGUCAUGAUGACCCACGACUCCAUCGGGCUGGGGAGGACGGACCGACGCACCAGCCGAUCGAGCAUCUGGUGAGCUUCCGGGCGAUGCCCAACAUCCUGAUGCUCCGCCCGGCGGACGGCACCGAGACUGCCGGCGCCUACAAAGUGGCCAUCCUCAACAGGAAGCGGCCCUCCGUGCUCGCUCUCUCCCGGCAGAAGCUCUCCCACCUCCCGGGGACCUCAGUUGAAGGAGUCGAGAAGGGAGGGUACACCGUUUCCGACAACUCCGGCGACGGCAAGCCCGACCUCAUCCUCCUCGGCACCGGCUCGGAGCUGGAGAUCGCCACCAAGGCAGCGGAGGAGCUGAGGAAGGAGGGAAGAAGGUCCGCGUGGUGUCGCUCGUCAGCUGGGAGCUGUUCGACGAGCAGACCGAGGAAUACAAGGAAAGCGUCCUCCCCGGCGUCGUCACCGCCAGGGUCAGCGUCGAGGCCGACGCCACGCUCGGGUAGCACAAGUACGUCGGCAGCAAGGGCAAGGCCGUCGGCAUCGACCAUUUCGGCUCCAGCGCGCCGGCGGGCACCAUCUACAAGGAAUUCGGCAUCUCCACCGCCAAGUCGCUGUGA
Messenger RNA from Spirodela intermedia, 3003 nucleotides. The record is from the annotation of a GenBank genome assembly. Lineage: Eukaryota; Viridiplantae; Streptophyta; Magnoliopsida; Alismatales; Araceae.